AUGAAACUGCCCUUCAGUGUGAGAUCAAUAGCUGAGUUCUUGGCCAAUUCCAAGUCCGAAGAGACUCAAGAACAAGUGCAAAUUCUGUUGGAUUCUUUAGGCCACGGCAAUCCCAAGUAUCAGAACCAAGUAUACAAAGGACUGAUUGCUUUGCUGCCAUGCACAUCCCCCAAAGCCCAACAGCUGUCUCUGCAGACACUCAGAACUGUGCAGGCGAUCGUGGGAGCAGCCCAUCCCGGCAUUGUGGACGCUGUGCUGGGCGUGCUCAGCUCAAUGCACUUGGAAGUUCAGUAUGAAGCCAUUCAGCUGAUAAAGGAUCUCACGGCCUAUGAAGUCCGGCCAGUGCUGCUGAAGGGUCUGGUUGAAUUACUUAAAGCACCAGAGAAAGAGACUGCUAAAGUGAAAGGCAGAGCCCUGGAAGACCCAGCCACACUCCAUCUUCCGGAGCCCUUGUCGGUGUAUAUACAGCAAGCCGCUGCAGCAAAAGCCAUCGGCAUGCUAGCCAAGGACUCCACCAAACUGGCCGAAGAGAUGAUCCAGCUGAGAGUGGUGCACGGCCUUCUGUGUGCUAUGGGGAACCAGGAUCAUACCACCUGCCAGAGACAGGCCAGCAUCACUCUAGAGUAUUUUGUCCGGACAUUUCCCAUUGUGGAGCAGCAUGUGAGGAAGGCAACAGGAGAGACUCUGUUCCAGCUUUUUAUGAGAGAUGCCAAGACCUUGUACAUGAACGUGGAUGCAGUACAGGUUGAUAUUCUGGCAUCGAAUAAAGUGAACAUCCCAGGAAGUUUAGCAAGCCCAGAAAGGAUGCCGCCCAUGGAAGAGGAAGGAAGCACGGAAUGAAAACUUCAAACAACAGAAUGAGGUCAGCUCCUCUGCCCCGCCUCUUUCCCCUCUUCCACGCCCUCUGCCGCCCUCUCGGGCCAUGCCCGUCUCUAGAGCCCUGCAAGUCCGCAUCUUUGGACCAUUUCUGUGGAUAGCAGCGUGGAUGCAGAUACAAGUUUUGUAUCCACACAGGGCUCUGAUGGUAAGAGCUGGGUGGGCAGCUGUGAAAAACUGCAGCACAGAUCCUCCACCUGCCCUGGGUGGGGGGCUGGGCCACUGGGCAGGGGGUAGGGAUGCUGGGCAAGGAAGCUGGGCGGCAGGGACGCAGGCCAGGGGCUGCUCGGGCUCUCCACCCAGGGCAGGUGGAGGGUCUGCCGCAGCUCCUCACAGCU
Terrapene triunguis (Three-toed box turtle) is the source of this 1214-nucleotide messenger RNA. It is a transcript of the gene ARMH1, whose product is annotated as armadillo like helical domain containing 1. The transcript is spliced from 9 exons. NCBI's taxonomy places the organism in Eukaryota, Metazoa, Chordata, Testudines, Emydidae. The record is from RefSeq and is a predicted model, not a curated record. The coding region runs from base 1 to 840 and encodes 279 amino acids.